CCUGGACACGAUAACUUUACGUUCCUGUACUGGCUACGCUGCCCUCAUCCACCGCCCUUUUUCGCCCUCUCGUCCUGUCCUUCGUCUUCCCUCAUUCCACUCUCCUAUCCCUCGCCGCUGCAGCUGGAGUCGCUUGUCACGACUUGGCUGCGCUCCGCCUCCUCUGGUAUUCAUGUUCAACACCGCCGCCCUGUGCCUGUAGCGGAUCCCGUUUCCUCGAUACCGUGAGAGCCCGUGGGUCGCUUUCCCCCAGGGCUUAGGUUCAACCAAACUUGCAAGAGUCUGGUCGGCGACGACAUCACAAGCAUCCUCCCUCCCGCUCUCGAUCCUUCCCGCCGUCAGGAGAAGCACCCAUCCGCCCUCCCUUUUUCUACCUCUGCUCGAACCCCCCUUCGGACGCUUCUGCAGUCGCUCUCGCCCAAGCGAGCAUGGCUCACAACAUGUACGAGGUCGGCACUCGUGCGUGGCAGCCCGACCCCACGGAGGGAUGGAUCGCCUCCGAGGUCGAGGAGAAGACCGUCAACGGUGACAAGGUCAAGCUCGUCUUCAGACUGGCCAACGGCGAGGCGAAGACGAUCGAGACCACCCUGGACGUCCUCGACGACGACCAGGCCGGCACCCUGCCUCCGCUGAUGAAUCCUGCCAUACUGGAGGCCUCAGACGACCUGACCAACCUCUCGCAUCUGAACGAGCCUGCCGUCCUCCAAGCGAUCAAGCUCCGCUACGCGCAAAAGGAGAUUUACACGUAUUCCGGCAUCGUGCUUAUCGCUACGAAUCCGUUCGCCAAGGUCGACUCGCUAUACGUCAACGACAUGGUGCAAAUAUACACGGGAAAGCAGAGAAGCUCGCAGGCGCCGCAUUUGUUCGCCAUCGCGGAGGAGGCCUUCACACACAUGCUUCGAGACAACAGAAAUCAGACCAUCGUCGUCUCCGGCGAAUCCGGUGCCGGCAAGACGGUCAGCGCAAAAUACGUCAUGCGAUACUUUGCAACCCGCGAAUCACCCGACUCGCCGAAGCGCUCCAAGGGCAAGGGCGAAGCGAUGAGCGAGACGGAGGAGCAGAUUCUCGCCACCAAUCCCAUCAUGGAGGCUUUUGGCAACGCAAAGACGACUCGAAACGACAACUCGUCCCGAUUCGGAAAGUACAUUGAGAUUCUGUUCAAUCAGCGGACGGAGAUUAUCGGCGCGAAGAUCAGAACGUAUCUGCUCGAGCGCUCAAGAUUGGUCUUCCAGCCGCUCAAGGAGAGGAACUAUCACAUCUUCUAUCAGCUUGUUGCCGGCACGACCGAGGCCGAGAGGCAGGAACUGGGCCUGCUACCUGUCAGCGACUUCCACUAUAUGAAUCAGGGCAGCUCGCCGACGAUCGACGGCGUGGACGACAAGGCCGAGUUCGACGCCACACGCUUGUCGCUCGCCAAGGUCGGCGUGUCUUCAGACAAGCAGACAAAGAUUUUCGAGAUCCUCGCCGCGCUGCUGCACAUGGGAAACAUCAAGAUCACCGAGAUCCGCAAUCAGGGCGCAGUCCUCGGCUCCGACGAGCCGGCGCUGGUUCAGGCGUGUAAGCUGCUCGGCAUCUCCGCCGCCGAGUUUGCCAAGUGGAUCAUCAAGAAGCAGAUCAGUCUGCGAGGCGAGAAGAUCACCUCGUCUCUCAAUCAGGCGCAGGCCACCGUCGUCCGAGACUCGGUAGCCAAGUUCAUCUACUCGAGCUUGUUCGACUGGCUGGUCGAGGUCAUCAACCAAAGCUUGGCACCGGAUUCGAUCAUGGCGCACGCCCACUCUUUCAUCGGUGUUUUGGACAUCUACGGCUUCGAGCACUUCGCAAAGAACUCGUUCGAGCAGUUCUGCAUCAACUACGCCAACGAGAAGCUGCAGCAGGAGUUCAACCAGCACGUCUUUAAGCUCGAGCAGGAGGAGUACCAGCGCGAGGAGAUCAACUGGAAGUUCAUCGAGUUCUCCGACAACCAGCCUUGCAUAGACCUCAUCGAGGGGAAGCUCGGAGUGCUUUCGCUGCUCGACGAAGAAUCGAGAUUGCCCAUGGGCUCGGACGAGCAAUUUGUCACGAAGCUGCAUCACAAUUUCGCCGGCGACAAGGAAAAGUUCUACAAGAAGCCCCGAUUUGGCAAGUCCGCCUUCACAAUCUGCCACUAUGCCAUCGACGUGACGUACGAGUCCGACGGCUUCAUCGAGAAGAACAGAGACACCGUGCCCGACGAGCACAUGGAGGUCCUCAAGGCUUCGUCGAACGCCUUCCUCAAGGAGGUUCUUGAGGUGUCUGCUGCAGCAAGAGAAAAGGACGGCGCCGGUGCCGCGCCGAAAUCUGGAGCCAUCGCUACGUCCGGUCGGCGCGUCGGGGCCGUCAACCGAAAACCAACGCUGGGCGGCAUCUUCAAAUCCUCUCUGAUCGAGCUCAUGAACACCAUCAACGCCACAGACGUUCACUACAUCCGCUGUAUCAAACCAAACGAGGCCAAGCAGGCUUGGAAGUUUGAAGGCCCAAUGGUUCUCAGCCAGCUGCGAGCUUGCGGUGUGCUCGAGACGGUCAGAAUAUCUUGCGCCGGCUACCCGACGAGAUGGACGUACGAGGAUUUCUGUUGGCGAUACUACAUGCUGGUGCCGUCGCAACAGUGGACUCCCGAAGUUCGCAUCAUGGCUGACCGCAUCCUGACCAAAGUGCUCGGUGCGGUGAAAGACGACCGCACCGACAAGUAUCAGCUUGGCCUGACGAAGAUCUUCUUCCGUGCCGGUAUGCUUGCCCAGCUCGAGAACAUGCGAAAUGCCCGUCUCAACGAAGCGGCGAUCAUGAUUCAGAAGAAUUUGCGAUGCAUGUACUACCGACGUCGAUAUCUGGAGGCUCGUGAAGCCAUCGUCGAAUUCCAAACCGUGUCCCGGGGCUUCGUCGCGCGGAUACGCGCCGAAAGCAUCAGACGCACCAAGGCUGCCACCACGAUCCAGUCUACCUGGCGUGGCUCGAAGCAGCGGAAGCAAUACAACGCCACUCGCGGCAGCGUCGUCGCCUUUCAAGCCAUCGCAAAGGCCUUCUUGUGCAGGAAGAACAUCUUGGAAACCCGGGCGGGCAAUGCCGCGGUCGUCAUCCAGCGCAACUGGCGGUCGAGGAGAGAACUCAAGGCCUGGAGGAACUACCGGAAGAAGGUCAUCAUCAUUCAGAGUUUGUGGCGCGGAAAGAAGGCGAGAAGGGGCUACAAGACGAUGCGCGAGGAGGCUCGCGAUCUGAAGCAGAUCUCGUACAAGCUCGAAAACAAAGUCGUCGAGCUUACGCAGACGCUCGGCAGCGAGCGCAAGAAGAACAAGGAGAUCGCUUCCGCGCUCGAGAAUGCCGAGGCCCAGAUCAAGUCGUGGAGGUCGAGACACAACGCGCUGGAGGCGAGAAAUAAGGAGCUACAGGCCGAGGCGAACCAGUCCGGCAUCAACGCCGCGAAGCUCUUGGCUCUGGAGGACGACUACAGGCGCCUGCAAAUGAACUACGAUGAGAGCACGGUGACGAUGCGGCGCCUUCAAGAAGAGGAGAAGGCUCUUCGGCAGAAGCUCAAGGAGACAACGGAGGAACUCAAGGCCACGAAGCAACGCAGCAGCCACCAGGAAAGCGAGAAGAUGUCGCUUCGCCAACAACUGGCAGAGCUGUCCGACCAACUCGAGCGCAUCAAGCUCCAAGGUCCGAUCAAUGGCGUCGAUACGAACGGCGUCGGCCACACACCCGUCGCCGGCCUUAUCAACCUGGUGUCCGCCAAGCGACCAAAGAGGCGAAGCGCGGGCGCGGAAGCGAUAAACACCGAUCGCUUCAGCACCGCAUACAACCCGCGACCCGUCUCGAUGGCUGUCCCGGCUGGUGCAACCUCCCGCGACGCUUUCAGCCCGGGUCUUGACAACGUGGAGAUGGAGCUCGAGGAUCUGCUCAGCGAUGAGGAGGGCCUAAACGACGAGGUCACCAUGGGCCUUAUCCGGAAUCUCAAGAUUCCCAACCCGACUUCGCAGCCACCGCCGAGCGACAAGGAGGUGCUCUUCCCGGCGUACCUUAUCAACCUCGUCACUUCAGAGAUGUGGAACAAUGGUUUCGUCAAGGAGUCGGAACGCUUCCUGGCCAACGUCAUGCAAUCGAUACAGCAGGAGGUCAUGCAGCACGAUGGCGAUGAGGCCAUCAAUCCAGGUGCUUUCUGGCUGUCGAACGUGCACGAGAUGCUUUCGUUCGUCUUCCUCGCCGAGGACUGGUACGAGCAGCAGAAAACCGACAACUACGAAUACGAUCGCCUGCUCGAGAUCGUCAAACACGACCUCGAGAGCUUGGAGUUCAACAUUUAUCACACCUGGAUGAAGGUGCUCAAGAAGAAGAUGUACAAGAUGAUCAUCCCGGCCAUCAUCGAAUCUCAGUCCUUGCCGGGUUUCGUCACCAACGAGAGCAAUCGCUUCCUCGGCAAGCUGCUACCCGGUAGCAACACCCCUGCAUACAGCAUGGACAAUCUGCUCAGCUUGUUAAACAACGUGUACAAGGCGAUGAAGGCCUACUACCUCGAGGACUCGAUCAUCACCCAGACCGUGACUGAACUGCUCCGUCUCGUCGGCGUCACGGCCUUUAACGAUCUGCUCAUGCGCCGCAACUUCCUCUCCUGGAAGCGCGGUCUGCAGAUCAACUACAACAUCACGCGCAUCGAGGAGUGGUGCAAGUCACACGACAUGCCCGAGGGAACUCUUCAACUUGAGCAUCUCAUGCAGGCAACCAAAUUGCUGCAGCUCAAGAAGGCAACUCUCAACGACAUUGAGAUCAUCCAGGACAUUUGCUGGAUGUUGUCUCCCAAUCAGAUUCAGAAGCUGCUCAACCAGUACUUGGUUGCCGAUUACGAACAGCCCAUCAAUGGCGAGAUCAUGAAGGCCGUUGCAAGUCGAGUAACGGAGAAGAGCGACGUGCUGUUGUUGACGGCGGUCGACAUGGAGGACAGUGGACCGUACGAGAUCGCCGAGCCGCGCGUCAUCACGGCUCUGGAAACGUACACGCCUUCCUGGCUGCAAACACCGAGACUGAAGCGUCUCGCCGAGAUUGUCAGCGCACAAGCGAUCGCGCAGCAGAAAGAAGCCGAGUACGGGUCACCAAAUCCGAAUGGCAACGGCAUACACGAGGGCGGACAAGUUCAGGGACUUGCCAUCAGCGAGGUCGACGGUCUAUAAAUUCCGAAUGACAUCUGAGCUCAAAGCAUGACUUGGAUGCAUUUGUUUGUACACUUGUCCUCCUUCUUGCUGUUCGUCAGCAGGCGGCGGACAAAAUCAAACCCUUGGAUCUCCUGUAAAACUUCUUCUUCUUCUUCUUCUUCUUCAUCAUCAUCAUCAUUCUUCUUCUACUUUGUAGCGGUGGAUGCAAGCGCAUAGACCAUUUCUGCACUUUUCGCAAGUUGAUUUGUUGCUUGGUGAUUAGGAGGGGGGUGGCAGGACGGCUAAGGAGUCUGGACUUCCGUACAUUCUUAAUCUUGACGUUGUAGGUAGAGAGAGCAAGGCUUUGUAUCAUGGUAGUGUGAGGUGGAAGGAGACGAAAGUGUGGCAGGCCCAUGUAAUUUUCCAUGUGGACGGAGCUAUCAAUAAUGCAGCGAUAUGUGGGCACAUGUGGUGGGGCAAAAAAAAAGGAGGUAAAUUCAAACACGAUGUAUGCUGCUCUCUACUUGCUUUGACAAAUUCGCAAAUGCAUAGCGCUUUUCCGGGGGUUUUUUGUAGAUGCUAGACUACUACCGCUGCUGCUACUUCUAGUGGUGCGAAAUGUAAAUGUUGAUGAGGAGAAAUACAUGUCCU
Verruconis gallopava is the source of this 5786-nucleotide messenger RNA. RefSeq lists its product as uncharacterized. The transcript has 5 exons. Lineage: Eukaryota; Fungi; Ascomycota; Dothideomycetes; Venturiales; Sympoventuriaceae. Gene Ontology annotation, cellular component: myosin complex; vesicle; cytoplasm. Gene Ontology annotation, molecular function: microfilament motor activity; ATP binding; actin filament binding. Gene Ontology annotation, biological process: vesicle transport along actin filament; actin filament organization. Bases 429 to 5174 code for a protein of 1581 amino acids. The record is from RefSeq and is a predicted model, not a curated record.